AUGGCAUCUGACCUCUUGGUGUUGGCUGAGAAGUAUGAAGUAAAGCACCUAAAGGCCUACUGCGAAAAGUUCAUAACAUCCAAAGUGAACAACGAUAAUCCUAUUGUCCACUAUGCCUUUGCACACCGUCACAGUGCGAAGCAGCUACUGGAGGCAUCCCUUUCUGUGCUCAUGGACAAUAUGUCUACACAAGCGGAUCGCGAAGAGUACAAGGAUCUUGUUGAGAAGGACCCAAGGCUUGCUGUGGAGAUCUAUGAAGCCUAUCUCAACCGGCAAGUCAACACUGCAGCUGGGAAGGACACAGAUUGUAGUAGCAGGAAAUAA
Messenger RNA from Panicum virgatum (switchgrass), 324 nucleotides. Its product is annotated as BTB/POZ domain-containing protein At4g08455-like. Gene Ontology annotation, biological process: regulation of proteolysis; proteasome-mediated ubiquitin-dependent protein catabolic process. Gene Ontology annotation, molecular function: ubiquitin protein ligase binding. Lineage: Eukaryota; Viridiplantae; Streptophyta; Magnoliopsida; Poales; Poaceae. Gene Ontology annotation, cellular component: cytoplasm. The transcript has a single exon. The record is from RefSeq and is a predicted model, not a curated record. The coding region runs from base 1 to 324 and encodes 107 amino acids.